Solanum tuberosum (potato) is the source of this 1716-nucleotide messenger RNA. Its product is annotated as pectinesterase-like. The transcript has 2 exons. The coding region runs from base 8 to 1666 and encodes 552 amino acids. Gene Ontology annotation, molecular function: enzyme inhibitor activity; pectinesterase activity. The record is from RefSeq and is a predicted model, not a curated record. Lineage: Eukaryota; Viridiplantae; Streptophyta; Magnoliopsida; Solanales; Solanaceae. Gene Ontology annotation, biological process: cell wall modification.
AAAUAUUAUGGCUAAAAAAUUAGUCAUUGGUAGCAUUGCCUCAAUUCUUGUGGUGGCUUGUGUUGUUGCAGCAUGUGUCACCAUUACCAAAAAGAACGCGAGCGAUCCAUCAAGUGGUGGUGGUGAUGGUGCUAGCAAUGGUGGUGUUUCAACCUCUACAAAAUCUGUUAAAGCAAUAUGUCAACCUACUGAUUACAAAGAAACUUGUGAGAAGAGUCUUGCAUCAGCCAAGAACACUAGUGACCCAAAGGAACUUAUAAAAGUUGCAUUUGAAUCAACCAUAACUGACAUAAAAAAUGCCAUAAAAAAUACUGACUUGAUCAAGGAUGCAGCCAAAGAUCCUAGAACCAAAGAGGCUCUACAUACUUGUGAAGGUCUUCUUGAUGUGUCUAUUGAUGAUCUAAGAAGAUCAUUCGAUAAAGUUGGCACCUUUGAUAUCAACAAGAUCAAGGAUUAUACCGAUGAUCUAAAAACAUGGAUCAGUGCUUCGAUUACUUAUCAAGAAACUUGCUUAGAUGCUUUUCAGAACACAAGUGGUGACACUGGUGAGAAAAUGAAGAAAUUGUUAAAAACUGCAGGGGAGCUUACUAGCAAUGGUCUUGCUAUGAUUACUAGCUUUGGUGACAUGCUUACUAGCAUGAACAUCCCUGGUAUUAGCCGCCGAUUAUUGGCAAAUGACUACACAUCAUUCGUUGAAGACGGUUCACGUAGGCUUCUUCAAGUUUCAAGUACCAAGCCUAAUGCUGUGGUUGCUCUAGAUGGCAGUGGACAAUUCAAGACCAUCAAAGAAGCCCUUAAAGGUGUGCCCCCAAAGAACAUUCAACCCUAUGUCAUCUUAAUCAAGGCAGGUGAAUAUAAGGAGAUUGUCGAUGUCCCAAGAGGGGUGACAAACGUUGUGUUUAUUGGCGAAGGCCCAACCAAGACCAAGAUUACUGGCAACAAGAACUAUGCUGAUGGCACUGCCACUUUCCAUACCGCCACCGUUGCCGUGAACGGAGAUGGUUUCGUAGCAAGGGAUAUCGGGUUUGAGAACACAGCAGGAGCAAUGAAGCACCAAGCCGUUGCACUCCGUGUAUCAGCAGACAAGGCAGUUUUCUACAACUGCAACAUUGAUGGAUACCAAGACACUCUAUACACACAUUCCUACAGACAAUUCUACAAAGAUUGUUCCAUCUCAGGAACCAUCGACUUCAUCUUUGGCGAUGCAUCUGCCGUGUUCCAAAACUGUAAGAUGAUUGUAAGGAAACCAGGUAACAACCAAGCUUGUAUGGUCACUGCUCAAGGUAGAAAAGACCAUCGUGGGGUCGGUGCAAUCGUUUUGAGGAACUGUGAAAUCAGGGCUGAGCCAGCAUUCACUAGCACUCAGCCACCAAUCAAAGCCUAUCUUGGACGACCAUGGAAGGAGUAUUCCAGGACAAUUAUAAUGCAAACUCAGAUAGACGCGUUCAUUGAUCCUGAAGGAUGGGCUCCAUGGAAUGGUAACUUUGCUCUAAACACUCUGUACUAUGCAGAGUAUCAGAACAGGGGACCAGGAGCAAAUACUGACAAAAGGGUUAAAUGGGCUGGUUAUAAGAGAAACAUUUCACCACAGGAAGCUGAAAAAUAUGCUCCUAAUAUCUUCAUUGAUCAAGAUAGCUGGAUUAAGAAGACUGGCAUUUCCUAUUGAUGAAUCUGUAACAACUUUAAUUAUGAAUCUAAUCUUCUACUGUUCAAUUU